Messenger RNA from Diatraea saccharalis (sugarcane borer), 594 nucleotides. NCBI's taxonomy places the organism in Eukaryota, Metazoa, Arthropoda, Insecta, Lepidoptera, Crambidae. The record is from the annotation of a GenBank genome assembly.
AAAUCGUUUGGCGAAUUCAUCUUUUAUGAGCUUACUGUUUAUUUGAUGAACCUUUGAACUGCUGUAUCGAAAACAGUUACGGUAAUUUAUAUGUAUUAACUAAGUAGUAGUUAAUAAGAGUCUUUAAUGCCACAAUAUCAUUUAUUGAACGAACACCAGCUGUCUCGGUUGUGUUAAGAAUAAUUAAAAUGUUUCCAUCAACGUUUUCGAUAGCUUUAUUAAUCAUUUGUGCAACAAUAGUUCUCGGCAAAGACUGUAUCUAUGAUCCAUGGGGGGUUUGUAUGUACGACUGCCCACCUAACACAUAUACUUACGCACCCAACUGUGUUCAGGUCGCCAUGAGUAAGCGUACCUGUAGCUCCCCAACGUCGAAGCCCAUGGGAAUAAUAUGUGAUUACUCGCAUUGCGAGUGCCAUGAACCCCUUGUAUGGGAUGAAAGAGCACAAAAAUGCGUCUUGAUUAAAGAUUGUUCUGAUCAAGCUAAUGUGCAAAAUCAAAACAAAGUGUAGAAUAAAUAGUGGUUAUGUAUUUCUUUACAUUUAAUCAUGAUUGGGGAAAUAAAACAAUGUAUAUUUUAAUUUUUUUAUCUUUUAC